Molecule: messenger RNA, 1864 nt
Organism: Bactrocera tryoni
Lineage: Eukaryota; Metazoa; Arthropoda; Insecta; Diptera; Tephritidae
Product: fatty acyl-CoA reductase wat
Exons: 12
Coding region: 249-1784 (511 amino acids)
Biological process (GO): long-chain fatty-acyl-CoA metabolic process
Cellular component (GO): peroxisome
Molecular function (GO): alcohol-forming very long-chain fatty acyl-CoA reductase (NADP+) activity
Source: RefSeq, a predicted model, not a curated record
GGCUGCGCUGCGGUAAGGUUCUGAAAAUCUCCUGGCGUUUCAACUAAGCAAAUUGCCAACGACAAUCUACAGCUACUCAAAGUGGAAUAGAAAUUUUUGCAACGAAACUCAGUCGGUUGUACAGAAAUUCAAGCAAAAUUGUUUUCCAGUGUUGAAAGGAGCCAUUAAACUAUAUAACUUUGCAAAUUUUUGAUUCCGAAAGCCAGUCCGAAUUUCCAGAUAAGGAGCCGUAAUCAACUCAAGUAGAAAUGAACAACAACAUAAAGGAAUUCUCCAGUAUAGAGGAUCAGUUUAUUACGCCCGCCUUAGAUGAGUCGCCAAUACAGAAAUUUUACAAGGAUAAGGGCGUAUUUCUCACCGGUGGCACCGGUUUCUUUGGCAAAAUCAUAAUCGAAAAAUUGCUGCGCAUCACCGAAGUGGCUCAAAUCUAUCUGCUCAUACGCACCAAGAAGGGCAAAGACGUCUACUCACGCAUCGACGAUCUGUUCAAUGAUCCUGUGUUUGAGAAAUUGAAAAAAUGCAAUCCCAAGUAUCGACAGAAAAUCACCAUCAUCAGCGGUGAUUGCUCGCUGCCCGCGUUGGGCAUCACGCAAACCGAACGUGAGCUAAUCAAGGAGAAUGUAAACAUUGUCAUUCAUGGGGCGGCGACGGUGCGUUUCGAUGAGAAAUUGAAAAUGGCCAUUGCCAUAAAUGUGAACGGCACCAAGGAGAUAUUGCAGCUGGCCAAGGAGAUUGUCCACUUGAAGGCCUUCGUACACGUUUCGACCGCCUUCGCCCAUUGCAAUCAUCGCUAUAUACAGGAGCGUUUCUAUCACAGCGCCAUUACCGGUGAGAAUGCCUGCAAGCUGGGCGAGUGUCUCGAUGAGCAUACACUCAACGAGCUGACAGCGACCAUAAUCAAAGGAUAUCCGAACACGUACACAUACACCAAGGUCCUGGCGGAGGAUAUUGUGCAAAACUAUGCGGAGAAAUUGCCAGUGACGAUAUUUCGGCCAGGCAUUGUCAUCACCACCUACAAGGAACCAAUUUCCGGUUGGAUCGAUAACAUGUAUGGGCCGUGUGGCAUAAUCGUCGGCAUCGGCUCCGGUGUGUUGCGUGUCUUCAGCGGGAAGGUGGACAACAAAGCUAACAUAGUACCAGUGGACUUAUCGGUGAAUGCGUUAUUAGCUAGCGCCUGGGAUAUUGCGCGCAAUACUUACGACACACCGCCCAUCUACAACUAUGUGCCAGAUGCCGACAAUAUGGUGACCUGGAAGGAGUAUAUGGAAUAUGGUUUCGAAUAUGGCUGCAAUAUACCGAUGCGCAAAUCGAUUUGGUAUCCACGUUUCACAAUCGUACCCUGGCGCUGGCAAUUUGUGAUCUUAUCCUUCUUGUAUCACACCGUGCCAGCGAUGUUUAUGGAUUUAUCAAUGGUUGUCGUUGGAAAGAAGCCACGAAUGUUAAAAAUCUACCGUAAAAUACACAAAUUCUGCUCUGUGAUGGAAUACUUCAGUUCUAAUGAUUUCAAAUUCGAUAACGAUAACGUUCGUGCCUUAUCAGCGAAACUGGAAGGUGCCGAUAAGCAAAUGUUCGGUUUCGAUAUGCGUCACCUUGAUUGGAAGGAACUAUUUCGAGUCAGUUUGGUGGGGUUACGUUUAUAUGUGGUGAAGGAUGAUCCUAGAAGUGUGCCGGAAUCGAUAAAACGUCAUGCGCGGCUAAAAGUGCUGCAUUACACGACGCUCUUCAUUGUUUACUCACUGGUGUUAGCGUUAUUAUAUAAGAUUACUAAUUUCUUCUUUUUCUAGCAGUUCAUUUAGCAUAUUUCCUUUUUAAUUACUUAUAACGAGUGUUUUCUAAAGUUUGUUUUCCAAAUACAUAUGUACAA